UUUUGACUAAUUUUGUCUAAAAAAAUUAAGUUAAAUUAGAUUUAAGGAUUUACCAAUAUUUUUUGUUCAUUUACUUUUUAAAGAAAAUGAAAAACAUUAAUUGAUUGUGAAAAAUAAAAUGGAUAUAUACGUUCGACUAUUUCACGACAUAAUAUUAAAAAAAAAAACUGCAGGAAAUUGCUAGGUCGAAGUAAUUUCAAAAAAUGGCAAAAAUAAUUUUACCAAUCUCUCAACGAGGCAAUAUUGUAAGUGAUUUCGCUUUGCAUACAUGGAUUCGAAAAACAGAAUAAAUAUAUGAACAAAUACAAAAACAAAAGAUAGAAAAGGAUAGGUGGUGUAUGAAACAAAUUUUUGAAAUUGAAAAUCACUUUUAAAUUGCAAAUUUUAGAAUUAAACAACAUUGAGUUCAAAGACAGCAAAUAAAAUAUGCGAAAGAGAUAAAGUAAGAUAUAUAUAUAUAAUAAAAAAGUAAUAAAAGAUAGAAAAUAGAAUGGAAUAGAUAUAUCUAGAAAAAGAGAUGCGUCACGCUGUCGGGAAGAAACAAUCUGUGGAAGAGGUGUGUCACAACAUUCCUUGUUCAAAUUACCAAUUACGAACACGUACGCGUCUCUUACACGAAAAAUACGUGUAGACUCGACAACUCCACCCGAUUCGCCGACUCAGAACGUGAUCGACAAGACGAUUUCGUUCCAUCCAGUUGCGUGCAGAUCAUGCGAUUAUCGUAGCGAGAUUAAAUCGAGGGACAAGGAGAAGAAAAUUCAAAUAUUAACGCGGUUAAAGCAAUAAACAUGCUACUUAAAUUGCUGGCCGUGCUCUGUACAGCACUCCCUCUGGUGCUGUCGCAGAGCAACUAUGCAUCGCAGGGAAAUAGUAUCGAAUACCAACCAGGUUUACCGCCAAGCACGGUGUUGAACGGCAAGGUAACCAAAUUGGACGACAUCUCGUCGAUGAUAUUUCUGAAUCGCACGAAGGCGUACCUGAAUUGCAGCCAGGGUAGCAUGCAGGUUGAAUUGAAGUUCGAGGAACCAUUUUACGGAGUCGCCUACGCUGAUUUCGAUCGUAACAGCGCAUGCAUAUUCAAAGGACGUGGCUCGACCAGCGCCAAGUUGGAACUACCUCUCAAAGGAUGCGGUACGAGGCAGGAUCCUCAACGCGUGUUCACAAACAACGUUGUAGUUCGUUUCCAUCCUGGCCUCGAAAUGGACGGGGAUGAAGUUAUUACGAUAGUUUGCAGAUAUCCUCCGCCUAUGGCGCCUGCACCACCGGCUCCUCCUGCCAGCAUUUUGGCCACUCCAGCGCCAGCUCCGUUGCCCGAACCGCCAUUGACAGGAUUUCAAAUUAUGCUCAUCAUCUGCGCCAUUCUCUUCCUCUCGUUGCUGUUGCUCGGCCUCGGUUGCUCAUACAUGUGUCUAAAACGUAGAAAUGUUCGCGUGAUUCACCGACAUCCAUUCGGAAGUGGCUCGGGCUCGGAGAUAACGAAACUCUCCACAUCCUCUUUGAGUAAUAUCACCAUGUUCGAGGGUCUAAAGAUACCCAGGGCUCAUGCACUUUUGCACGCACCUCCAUCCACUACCGGAAGCGAUGCGAACUUGAUGAUCGACCACUCGUUGCCAAGCGAUUAUCCGAGCGAGAGCUCCGAGGUCGAUGAGGAACCUUCGUUGCCAGUUUCAUCGGCCGGUUCGUAUGACAACAAAGCUUUCGUCCAUCAUGAAACGCACCAACGCGAAAUGCGUACCACUAGCUCCCUCUAUUCCGAGACGGUCGCCGCGGAAGUGGAAACAUCUUCAAUGACAGCUGCGAACGCCUCGAGAACCGCGAUCGCGCGUCACAUGGUGGCCACGCCUAUCGAACCCAAAUUCGAUGUCCAAAUGCGAGUAAAGAGAGUGCCACUUCCCCCUCCUAGCCCUCUACCGUCAGAAUCUGAUAUCGCGAGCGUCGCUUUGGAGAGAAACCUGACCACUAUUCUGGAAAAAGAGGAAUCCAGUCUCACGCGUAGUCUGGAGAGUCCACCUGCCAGAAUGACCACUUUCUCGUACGUUCCCGAGCUUCAUGGACCACCAGGAGGCACGUCUUCCACGUCCACCAUCUCUCGACAACAAACGCCGCCAGUUUAUUCGAGAAUAUUGAGAAAGCAAGCCGAAAGAGAGACCACGACCAGCACUAGUAUGAUUCAAGAACGAAUUCCGUCUCCUUCUCCUGUCGAGCAGCCGCCUCUGCAACACCAUGAAAUUCGUAGACCUAGAUCUCUAACUUCAUUAAACACCGAGUUAACAGAAACACGUUCCUUGACCGAAGUAACCGAUCACACGCACGCCAAGUACAGAGUGGCCAACAUUCUAGCUCCAACUCCCCCACCACCUCCUCCAAUUGUCCCCACGGUUACCACUACUCAUACAGCUGUUCAACAUCGCGAACAUCGUUUGUUCCGAGAAGAAGUGACGGAACCUUUGGUUGAGCCCCAAGUUGUCGCUCCCAGACGUCCAGAGAUAACCACUCAUGAGGUAGACGAUGUGUUCUUGAAAACGGUGACAGAGAAGAAAACUAUCGAAGAUGUUGAGCGCCAUCGUCGCCAGGUGACAGAGUACAGAACCAAACCACCUCCACCCGAUCCUAAAUGGGACGUGACUAUCAGAAAUUAUCCCAAGGAGAACUUCCCACCACCUCCUCCUGAUUUGGAAAAUUUCUCCGAUGUUAGCUCCACUUCUAACCUGACUAUCACCAACGAACCAAUAGGAAUUCAUCCUGAUGGGCCAGUUGACGAGGAACCGGAUAUCAAUAUCGAACCUACUUACACAGCUAGAGCCGAGAUUCCUUGCAGACCACCUCCGGUGGCUCAUCGUUCCAUGGAUGAGACGGAUUCCGAUUGGUUCUCUAGAUUGUCUCGCGUCUUGGAUCCCCGUUACGCCUCCGAAUUGACGGACGAAGAGCGAAUAAAAUGGCGCGAAAUAAUUACCACGGAUAGCACUUUACGAACUCUGUUAACAGAGGCGGUGGUUAAAGAAGAUUACGAGUUAAUACGAAAAGAUGCCAGAUACACCAAUCUAUUCCUACCAGAGAAAUGGGAUGUGAUCAUUCGAAUAUUGGGUCCUCCAUUGACGCAAGCGGGUUCAAUUUCCUCUUCCACUCAUGGGAAAAAUCACGGACAACGAUACAAAAGAUCCAAGUCCUCUGAAUGGGACACCAGAUCGAGAAGAUCCUCUCUGCCUACUUUGUACGAAUACGAGAGCGACGGAGGUAGUUCCGCUCGUACUCAGGGCCAUCGACUGCAGAUGUCGCAAUCGGCAACAACAAUGAGCCAAUCUAAUCGUUUGCGCAGACUUGGUUCGAGUCAUAGAGGUACAGGUGGCACUAGCGAAGUGGACGUAAGAUCUAUGUCAGAGAUGACAGUGAGGGACUUCGCCAGAGUGGACAGGGACGAUUUGACGAGUUUGAGUUCCUUCGAAGGUGCAGAUUCGCUAGUGAGAUCAUUGAGCCAACCCAGUCUAGCCAGAAGUGGUUCAGAAUUCACGGAACACUGGGGAAUUCCGUCGGGCAUGCUGGAUCUCCCGCCUUGGGCGGCCGAGGAGGAAGGGACUAGUUCCGUGGAAACCACGCCGAGAGUAGUGAGGAGAAACGACCGUUUGGAGGUUCUGGCGUCGUUCGAUGAUCGCAGACAGGGAUCGUCGAUAACUAGAUCGAGUCGGUAUAUCGAGAGAGAGUUGAAUAGUGUGCACGUGACCGAGAAUCAAAGGAGUUCGAAUUGGUUCCAUGACGAUUCCGAGCCGGAGAUGCAGAUUUGAAAAUUUUUUUAAGAAUUUUGGAAAAAAAUCCGUUUUCGUGUUUCGUCCUAUUGAAGUGCCUUCCUUCGAUUUUUCUGUGAUUCAAAUGCAAAAUUUGAUUGACAGUUGUGAUAGAGGUUAUGAACAUUAAUAAUUGCUUGAAAUCAUUAUCGAGACACGAAUCUUUAAAAAUAGAUAAUAUAGAAGAAUCAUUUUUUUUAAAAUAGUGAAAAUACUUAAAAAUGUGAGUGAAAAAUGUUUUUGAAGAUCAAUAUUUGUAACCUCUAUUACAAUAUCCAAGUUUCUUUAAAUUGGCAAUAACUUUUCGAUGAACGAUUCUUUUACUUUUAUAUCUUUUUUCUAUUCUAUAUUAAUUGUGAUUGUGUUUAGUAGAUUUAUUUUUAUCAAUCAAGAGGGCGAUUUCUUAAUGUUCACUGCCUACUCGCAUUUGGCAAAUCAGAAGACACAGUUUGAAGAUAUUCUUUAUGAAUAUGAAAACAUUCUCGAACGAACGUGUAUUUACGACUCGAUGCGUUGACUGUUGGAUCAAGUAAAAAAUCUGCUAAUUUUAAAUAAAUAUCAAAACAAUUGAAUGAAAAUAUUUAAUUAUUUUUAUUGUUAUACAAAAUAUAUAUAUAUAUUUAUAAUUUCAUUUCAUGACUUAUCAAAUUGAUUUAUGUAUAAAUAUUUCUGUUAAUUAGUGAAUAUUAAAUAUUAAACGUUUUCCUAAUUAUCUUGAAGCUGAACAGUCAACACGUUGAAGAUAUAAUUAGCCAUUUUCUCCACUUGCCACUCGAAUUAUGCAAAUUAAGAAAGAAAAAAGAA
Messenger RNA from Apis florea (little honeybee), 4583 nucleotides. RefSeq names its product zona pellucida domain protein papillote (gene pot). NCBI's taxonomy places the organism in Eukaryota, Metazoa, Arthropoda, Insecta, Hymenoptera, Apidae. The record is from RefSeq and is a predicted model, not a curated record.